Molecule: messenger RNA, 2332 nt
Organism: Nannospalax galili (Upper Galilee mountains blind mole rat)
Lineage: Eukaryota; Metazoa; Chordata; Mammalia; Rodentia; Spalacidae
Gene: Hlx
Product: H2.0 like homeobox
Exons: 4
Coding region: 570-1994 (474 amino acids)
Biological process (GO): regulation of DNA-templated transcription
Molecular function (GO): sequence-specific DNA binding; DNA-binding transcription factor activity, RNA polymerase II-specific
Source: RefSeq, a predicted model, not a curated record
GCGUGGCCAAGAUGGUGCGCCACGCCCCCUCUUUCCCAAUUCCCCUCCACUCCCGGGUCCCAUUGGUCACUUCGAUGUCCAAUGAGCGCAUGGAUCAAGGUCCUACUCCCGUCUGACUCGAAAGCUCCUGCCAAAACUUUGGGAGUUUUUAGAGAGGAGUUUUUUUGUUUUGUUGUUUUUUUUUUGUUGUUGUUGUUUUUCUUAAUACUUUUUUUUUUAAACUAACGGGUCAUUAUUGUUGUUUUAAAUUUAGCUCUUCGGGCUUAGCUGUUUGGGUUUUUCUUUCGGUGUCGGGCCUCGGUCUCCCCGGCGUCCCCGGAGUAUCUGAGCCGCUGCUGAGCCCCUCGCUCGCCCCCAUCCCGCGGGCUGCGCGGCCGCCGCGUCGCCUCGCCAGCCAGGCCCGGGUCCGGGCGGUGACCGUCGCCUCCGCCCUCGGUGGCCUUGGGGCGCUCCGGCCCGCCCUCUGGCCAGUCCGGGUGGAGAAGCGAAAGCGGAUCUUCCCCGGCUGGGCCGCCUCUCCCAGCGACCCACCCACUCACCCAGUCCCGCCGGCGGCUCAGCCCGCCAGGAUGUUCGCCGCCGGGCUGGCUCCGUUCUACGCGUCCAACUUCAGUCUCUGGUCGGCCGCCUACUGCUCCUCCGCGGGUCCCGGCGGCUGCUCUUUCCCCUUGGACCCCGCGGCGAUCAAGAAACCGUCCUUCUGCAUCGCCGACAUCCUGCACGCCGGCGUAGGGGAGCCGGGGGCGGCUGCCGAGGGACUGGUGGGGGCCUCGGCCGCCGCCCUCACCGCGCACUUGGGCUCGGUUCACCCGCACGCUUCCUACCAAGCCGCCGCCAGAUCCCCGCUCCGUCCCACCCCGGUGGUGGCGCCCACGGAAGUCCCAGCCGGCUUCCCGCAGCGCCUGUCUCCGCUCUCGGCCGCCUACCACCACCAUCACCCACCGCAGCAACAGCCGCCACCGACGCCGCAGCAGCCGCAAGCCCAGCAGCCUCCACCCCGGCCCGGAUCCCUGCAGCCCUCGGCUUCAGGGACGCGGGUGGUCCCCCACCACAGCGGCCCCACCCCGACCCCCUCCAGCAAGGACCUCAAAUUUGGAAUUGACCGCAUUUUGUCUGCAGAAUUUGAUCCCAAAGUCAAGGAAGGCAAUACGCUGAGAGAUCUCACAUCUUUGUUAACUGGUGGGCGCCCCACCGGGGUGCACCUCCCAGGCCUGCAGCCCUCCGCAGGCCAGUUCUUUGCCUCUCUAGAUCCCAUUAACGAGGCAUCUGCCAUCCUCAGUCCCUUGAGUUCCAACCCGAGAAAUUCAGUCCAGCAUCAAUUCCAAGACACGUUUCCAGGUCCCUACGCUGUACUCACUAAGGACACUAUGCCUCAGACUUACAAGAGGAAGCGCUCCUGGUCCCGUGCGGUCUUUUCCAACCUACAGAGGAAAGGCCUGGAGAAAAGGUUUGAGAUACAGAAGUACGUGACCAAGCCAGACCGAAAGCAGCUGGCAGCGAUGCUGGGCCUCACCGAUGCACAGGUGAAAGUGUGGUUCCAGAAUAGGCGGAUGAAGUGGAGGCACUCCAAGGAGGCCCAGGCGCAGAAGGACAAGGAGGCGGGUGAAAAGCCUCCGGGUGGAGCUCCGGCUGAGGCUGAAGGAGAGCCGGAGGAGAGGAGCCCAAGCCGCUCGGAGGGCGAGGCGGAGACCGAGAGCAGCGACUCCGAGUCCCUGGACAUGGCCCCCAGCGACUCGGAGCGGACUGACCGGCUCGAGCGAUCUCUGCACCAAACCACGGUCAUCAAGGUCUCGGCCUCCGGCGCCCUCAUCCCGGCCAGCAGCGGGGCGAGUGGCGCGGGCAGCGGCGGCGGCUUCAGCUUCGGCAGCGUGGGGAGCAGCACCGCCGGCAGCCUUGGCAACAGCUGCUCGGAGAUGCCCGCGGCGUCCCAGGCUUCGGUCACCAGCAACCCCCAAAGCCCCGAGACCGCCCAAGCCCCGCUUGGAGGCUUGUAGACUGGACCGAGGGGCUGGAAGCGCUGCGUGCAGUUUUCCCAACGCCACUGGAUUUUGUGCCUACUUUAUGUUGGUGGCCCCGGCCGGUCGGAGACGCAGGUGGUAGCCUCCUCCCGGUUCACCCCACUCCUGUUGCUGCCUGAGGCCCACGUCGCCCAGAAUAAAAGGGAGUUUCUGGGGCCUCAACAAAGACUACCGUGCUAAAUCGAACACUUCUUUCCGCCCCAAGCAGCUCACACUGAAGUGUUUGAUUGAACUGUUCAUCUGGGCAUCAGGGGUGUAAGAACGUGGUGCACUUCGAAAGCCCUAAACGUGUAAAUAAAAUGUUUACUGUGGUU